This is a messenger RNA of Anopheles cruzii, 1200 nucleotides long. Its product is annotated as zinc finger protein 26-like. The transcript is spliced from 2 exons. Bases 1 to 1200 code for a protein of 399 amino acids. Gene Ontology annotation, molecular function: DNA-binding transcription factor activity, RNA polymerase II-specific; RNA polymerase II cis-regulatory region sequence-specific DNA binding. NCBI's taxonomy places the organism in Eukaryota, Metazoa, Arthropoda, Insecta, Diptera, Culicidae. The record is from RefSeq and is a predicted model, not a curated record. Gene Ontology annotation, biological process: regulation of transcription by RNA polymerase II.
AUGAUUCGCUUUUUUUUUGUGUCGCGGCGGUGUUUGGUUAUUCAUCUUCGUCAUCACACUGGUGAAAGGCCUUUCGAGUGCCAACUUUGCAAAAAAAGAUUUAUUUCGAGAUCCUCCUUAAACAGCCACAACCGAAUUCAUAACAAGGAUCAACAACACCAAUGUCCUCAGUGUCCCGCUAAGUUGCUAACCCCAGGGAAACUAAAGAUUCACAUGCGAAAUCGGCAUACCGGUGAAAAACCUUAUAUUUGCAAAACCUGCAACAAAGCUUUCAGUAACUCUACGAUCUUGCUCAAACAUAGAAGAAUUCAUACCAAUGGCAGACAAUAUCAAUGUCCACACUGUCCCGCUAAGUUUUACGAUUCACCUUACCUUAAAAUACACAUUCGCUAUCAUACCGGUGAAAGGCCUUAUGUGUGUAAAGUUUGCGACAAAGCGUUUUAUACAUCGACUCAUUUGAUAACGCAUUGUAGAACCCACAACAAAGACGAACAGUAUCAAUGUACCUACUGUCCGGCUAGAUUCGCUCAGCCUGCUAACCUAAGGAUUCACAUUCGUAGGCACACCGGUGAAAAGCCUUUCAUGUGUGAAAUUUGUGCUGCUAAAUUUACAGAUGAAACAUCACUGAAAUCUCACAUCCGUCGAACCCACACCAGUGUGAAAACACACAGCAAUCUCGUAAAGUGCAACGUAUGCAACAAAGUUUUGAGCUCCGUAAAAAGGUUAGCGCUACAUCAGAAAACUCAUCAAUCCUCAACAACAAAGCUAAAAUGUUUCAUAAGUCGAGACCACGCUAGCAAUCAAGUAGAGUGCACCAUAUGUAACAAAGUUUUGAGUACACCAAGAGGCCUAUCCACACACAUGAAAACCCACCAACUCUUACCAACAAAGCUUGAAACCCACGCUGGCCAUGAAAUGCCUAGCAAGCCUGUAGAGUGCAACAUAUGCAACAAAAUCUUAAGUUCACACAGCAGCCUUUGGAGACAUAAGAAAACUCACGAGCCCAAGUUAGAGAAAGACAAAAAAUAUCAGUGCCCUAAAUGUCCCUCUAAGUUCUAUGAAUCAGGUGCUCUUCAAAGGCAUAUCCGCCAUCACACCGGAGAACGACCUUAUGUGUGUAAAGUGUGCGGCAAAGCAUUUCAUACAUCAACGAAUCUGAAAACGCAUGGUAAAACCCACAACAAGGACCAACAGCAAUAA